Molecule: messenger RNA, 684 nt
Organism: Cajanus cajan (pigeon pea)
Lineage: Eukaryota; Viridiplantae; Streptophyta; Magnoliopsida; Fabales; Fabaceae
Source: RefSeq, a predicted model, not a curated record
UCCUCCCUCGCACUCCAUUUCUCAGUUACGCCGAACCGAGCCCGGCCCGGCCCAUUUUCCCUUUCCCUUCUGACAAAUUGCACUUGGCACAUUGCGGAAGUAACUUGGUCAUGCCGCGGGAACCGAAGAGCCUUGGCGUCAAGAUCCUCUGGUUUUGGACCUUUGGAACCGCUGCCAUUCUAGUUACGAACGUGAUGCGCUCCAGAAUAAGGGACCUUGAAACCCUCGUGAAUGCCGAACAACAGCAGCAACAACAACACGAUGCCGCUGCCACUGAUUCGCUUUUAGUGGAUACAGUGAGGCUCCCAUCCGAUGAGCCUGUGGCUCCAAACAAUAAAGAUUGAUCUGCGUUUGAUUUUUCCUUUCCUUGGAGUUUGUGGCGCUGUUUGAACUCGCCGAGAGGAUAAAGGGGCACGCAACGUGUUUGUUGAAUGUCCUAGCUGAAAACUAAGGCCAAUCACAAUGGGGAAAUUCGGUAUGUGUUUUAUUAUAAUAAUAUUUCUUAUUCCGAUUGACCUUGUUCUUGCGGAAUGUAGAUGCCAUGUGUGUGUGGUGUGAGGCAAUUAUUAUGCAUGCAUGUAGAUGGUAACUAAGUGGGACUGAAAUGUUUCACACACAUUUUGUCUUAUUGUGGAUCUCUGUUUUAGUUACACUUUCGUUAUACGAAAAAUUUCGUUGACAUUA